AUGGGCAACAAGGCCGAGCAGGCUCUUGCGGGCCAUGUUUCGGGCCAGUCGAAUCGACCACUAUCACAGCCUGCUCAUGCUCUGACCUUCGAUAAAGUUCUUCAGGAGCUCGGAGGGAAUGGCAUAGAUGGUAUUUCACCCGACGAAGCGGCCAAGAGACUCGAAGAAUUCGGUAAAAACGAAUUGGACAAUGGACCGGGGGUCAAUCCGACCAAGAUUCUGGUCCGGCAAAUUGCCAAUGCCAUGAUGUUGGUCUUGAUUCUCGGCAUGGGUGUCUCAUUUGGUAUCGGAAGUUACAUCGAGGGUGGUGUCGUGGCGGGCAUCAUCUUUCUCAACAUCGUCAUUGGCUUCAUGCAAGAGUACACGGCGGAGAAGACAAUGGACUCUCUUCGUUCACUAUCGUCUCCCACCUCGAGCGUCAUUCGAAACGGAAACGGCAUGGUGGUUCCGACCAUUCAUGUUGUUCCGGGUGACAUGGUGGAACUCAAGACCGGCGACGUGGUUCCAGCCGAUAUCAGAUUGAUGGAGGUGAUGAACUUUGAAACCGACGAAGCUCUUUUGACCGGAGAAUCCCUCCCCGUUCAAAAAGAUGCCGAUGCCGUUUUCGAUCCGACGACGGGACCAGGUGAUCGGCUAAACGUUGCGUAUUCCUCGAGCGUCGUGACCAAAGGGCGGGCUCGAGGGAUCGUCUUUGCCACCGGAAUGUUCACCGAAAUUGGUAGUAUCGCCGCCGAACUUCGAAAGUCCAACUCCAGGGUUCGUCAACCAAAGCGUGCUGCUGAUGGACAUGUGAAAAUGUAUCGACAAGCUCAAGCGUGGGGAUUGACCAUGGGAGAUUUUAUCGGCGCAUUCCUGGGCGUGAAUGUCGGCACUCCGCUACAACGAAAGUUAUCCCAACUGGCAAUCGGGCUCUUUGGCAUUGCGGUGGUUUUUGCCAUUGUGGUGCUGGCGGCGAACGAAUUCUCCAACAAGCGAGAAGUCAUUAUCUAUGCGGUUGCCACGGGCUUGUCCAUGAUUCCGGCCUCUUUGAUUGUCGUCUUGACCAUUACCAUGGCUGCCGGCACCAAGAGAAUGGUCGAACGUCAUGUGAUCGUCCGCAAAUUGAACGCUCUCGAGGCUUUGGGAGCCGUCACCGACAUUUGCUCCGAUAAGACUGGCACCUUAACGCAAGGAAGGAUGGUGGUCAAAAAAGCGUGGAUCCCAUCCAAGGGCACGUAUUCCGUGGGCGAGAGUAGUAGUCCUUUUGAUCCGACAGCCGCCGCGCUCUACCACAGCCAUUUUUCCCCCCGGGAGGAAGACCGCUCUUCCGAUUACGAUUUGGCACCCGACGAGGACGAUCAAAAAUCCUACCAUCAGCUCAUCGCUGACAAUGUGCCUCUGGAGGAAUUCCUGAAAGUGGCAUCUCUGGCCAACCUCGCCACAGUCUACAGGUCGACCGAAGGCGAAGGAUGGAAGGCGCGAGGCGACCCUACGGAAAUCGCCAUUCAAGUCUUCGCCUCCCGUUUUGAUUGGAACAGGAAGAAACUCACCGAAGGUGAUGCUGCGAACUGGGCCCUGGUGGCAGAAUAUCCCUUCUCCAGCGACGUCAAGAAAAUGUCCGUGGUUUUCCGGCAGAAAGAUCAGGAGAAGGGAUUCGCUUUCACCAAAGGCGCCGUGGAAAGAAUUAUCGAUUCUUGUAUCAACAUCGACAUGGACGGCUCUAACGCCCCCACCGAACUUUCGUCGAGCAUCAAAGACGAAAUUCUUGCCAACAUGGAAAGCUUGGCCGCACAAGGAUUGCGUGUGUUGGCUCUGGCCUCAAAGGCUUACGACGGUCCUACCAAUAGCGACGCCCGUCCUCGAGUGGAAUCCGAUUUGACUUUCCGCGGCCUCGUUGGCCUCUACGAUCCUCCCCGGCCUGAAUCCAAAGCCGCCGUAAAACGCUGCCACCGCGCAGGCGUCGGUGUACACAUGCUGACCGGUGACCAUCCUGGCACGGCGCUUGCAAUUGCCAAGCAAAUCGGCAUUGUCCCAGAUAAACUCGCCAACGUGAGCAAAGACGUUGCGGACGCUAUGGUCACAACCGCCGCGCAGUUCGACCAACUGACCGACGACGAAAUUGAUGCCCUCCCCGUCCUACCACUCGUGAUUGCGCGAUGCGCGCCACAGACGAAAGUGCGCAUGAUUGACGCCCUCCAUCGACGAGAAAUGUUCGCCGCGAUGACAGGCGAUGGCGUCAACGACUCGCCGUCCCUGAAACGUGCAGACGUCGGUAUCGCAAUGGGCCAAGGAGGUUCCGACGUGGCCAAAGAUGCCAGUGACAUUAUUCUCACCGACGACAACUUUGCUAGUAUCCUCAACGCCGUCGAAGAAGGCCGCAGAAUCUUCGACAAUAUCCAGAAAUUCGUACUCCAUUUGCUUGCGCAGAAUAUCGCGCAGGCGUGUACGCUUUUGAUCGGUCUGGCGUUUAAAGACCACAACAAUCUUUCCGUCUUCCCUCUUUCUCCUGUCGAAAUCAUGUGGGUCAUCAUGGUCACUAGCGGUCUUCCCGAUAUGGGGUUGGGCCUCGAAGUCGCGGCGCCGGACAUUCUGCAGCGCCCACCACAAAAUCUCAAGCGCGGCAUCUUCACCAACGAAUUACUCAUCGAUAUGCUCGUCUACGGCGCGUGGAUGUCAGUUCUCUGUCUCUCCUCCUUCUUGCUUGUGGCUUGGGGCUUCGGCGACGGCGACCUCGGCGAAAACUGCAACAACCACUUCUCUGACCGAUGCGACAUGGUCUUUCGCGCCCGCGCAACAACCUUCGUCAGCAUGACGUGGUUCUCGCUCUUUUUAGCCUGGGAACUGAUGAACUUUCGCCGUAGCUUCUUCCGCAUGCAGCCUAAGUCCAAGUUGUACUUUACACAGUGGAUGCACGAUGUUUGGCGCAAUAAGUUCUUGUUUUGGUCCGUCAUGUUCGGAUUUGUCUCGAUAUUUGUGAUUCUCUAUGUUCCCGUGAUAAACCACGACGUGUUUAAGCAUACCGGUAUUUCGUGGGAGUGGGGCAUCGUAAUUAUCGAGGCCUUGUUGUUUUUCGCUGGCAUCGAGUGCUGGAAAUGGGGGAAGAGAUUCUUUUUCCGCAUGCGGGCGAAGAAAGAGGGUGGUGGACGAGCGAGACGGUUGUCGAGCGUCGUCUUUGAUAAUUAUGCGGGGAUUCAGCCUGGUCAGACUGCUGAUGGAAAUGGGGAUGUGGAGAGCGAUGCGACGACGGAACUUAGUGAGAAGGUUUGA
Rhinocladiella mackenziei CBS 650.93 is the source of this 3246-nucleotide messenger RNA. RefSeq names its product potassium/sodium efflux P-type ATPase, fungal-type. The record is from RefSeq and is a predicted model, not a curated record. The coding region runs from base 1 to 3246 and encodes 1081 amino acids. Lineage: Eukaryota; Fungi; Ascomycota; Eurotiomycetes; Chaetothyriales; Herpotrichiellaceae. Gene Ontology annotation, molecular function: ATP hydrolysis activity; ATP binding; P-type calcium transporter activity. Gene Ontology annotation, biological process: calcium ion transmembrane transport; intracellular calcium ion homeostasis. Gene Ontology annotation, cellular component: plasma membrane. The transcript has 6 exons.